AGAAACCCUUACAGCUGUUUUAUUUGUAAAUAUGCCUGUUGGGCUGUUUAACCGUUUGUUGUUACAUAUUAAAUGAAUUGAAGAUGACUUUUCUAACAAAUAAAACUCUUGCUAAAAUCGCAGUUUAUGGUGCUAUCGGUUCCAUCUCAGCUGUUAUGUAUAUGAAGUAUAGAAUUGAAGAUCGCAUACGAAAUACUGAUUACUAUCAUUUAGCAGUACAGACUUUAAGACAACACAAAGGUGCUGUAAGUUUAUUGGGCGAACCCAUAAAGGAAUUAGGUUUCGAUUUAAGUGACAAAAAAAAUUCUUGUGAUGGUCAAAAAGCGCAUUUCGAAAUAAAAGUUAGAGGACCGCAAGAUCGUGGUACAAUAUAUUUUUGGGCAACUCGCACUGAUAAUCAAGGUUGGAUCUUAGACCGUCUUGACUUGGAAGUUAAAUCUCAACCAGAUAAACGAUUUCUAAUAAAAAAAUCAGUGAAUGAAGGAAUGGUAGAUUAAUAGAGUAAAGUAAAUUUAAAAACACCAAAUAUCAAUUAGCAUAUAUUUUAUAUUUAUUAUUAACACAAUUCUUAUAAAAAUGAAGUCAUUGCAUUUGAACUGGUG
This is a messenger RNA of Teleopsis dalmanni, 602 nucleotides long. RefSeq lists its product as uncharacterized. The transcript has 3 exons. Lineage: Eukaryota; Metazoa; Arthropoda; Insecta; Diptera; Diopsidae. Bases 84 to 497 code for a protein of 137 amino acids. Gene Ontology annotation, biological process: mitochondrial respiratory chain complex IV assembly; mitochondrial respiratory chain complex I assembly. Gene Ontology annotation, cellular component: mitochondrial inner membrane. The record is from RefSeq and is a predicted model, not a curated record.